AAUCCGGUUACUCCGAAUGCCAUCACCCACGCUGUGUGACAUGAUGACAGUUAAAUAUUGCUGACAAGAUUGGAUGAGCGUUUUUCUGUUACAUUUUUACACCGUAAAGAGCAAUGGAGUUGAGUCACGCCGUUAUGUUACUCUGUCUUAUUGACGCUACUGUAGGAGUUCCUGCACAGAACUCAUUCCCGUCCCAGUGUUCAGUAACAUCCACCCUGCUGGACGUUCUGAAGAAUAAUGUGAAAGAUCUUAGGCAAAACGAUAAGAAGUUAGAAGACAAGUACGAUGAUCGACUGAAACGCUUGGAAGACAGGUACGAUGACAUGCUGGACAUCUUUAAGAACGACCUGAAAGAUCUGAAGCAGAACAAUAAGAAGUUAGAAAGCAGAUGCGAUGAUCUUGUGGACAAAUAUUCUAAGCUUCUACUGGCGACAACAACUUUACAGGUCAAAUUUGCAAACUUCACCGCAGAGAAUCAAGGUGGUAAGUUGCACUUUGUACAGAUGUCAUAUUCACUAUAG
Messenger RNA from Lingula anatina, 521 nucleotides. RefSeq lists its product as uncharacterized. Lineage: Eukaryota; Metazoa; Brachiopoda; Lingulata; Lingulida; Lingulidae. The record is from RefSeq and is a predicted model, not a curated record.